AUGAGCUUCCUCCUUUUCAUUCUCUUCUUAACAAUUGCAUCAGUGGUGCCCCAGCCUAUACGUUUUCAAUCUUUUGAAGAAUUUGAUAGUGCACUGGCGAUGUCUACAGCUCCUGUUGAUAAGACUACACCUAGCGAAACAAUGAAUCCAACAACAACUGCUGGUAAAUCAACAGUUCUUCCAAAGGAUGUUUACCAGUGGUUGUCGUCUGGAUUCAAUGUUUUGAUCAGUGUUGUUUCAUCAACUGGAGUUGUAGGCACCUGCUGGUGUGGAAUCAAAUUGGUUCGUAAUGGUUGUAUUUGUAAAUCUACAUGGUUUUAUCCUAAAUCUUUCGCCGAAUAUAGACGACGACAACAAGAAAAAAUUAAAAAUCAAUUAGGAAUGCAUAAUCCAGCAUUCAAACAACCAGUAUUAUCUUCAUCAUUAACAUCCUCAUCACCACCAUCACCACAAUUUGCUUUACCUGUACAUAAUGCCUAG
Rotaria sp. Silwood2 is the source of this 480-nucleotide messenger RNA. Lineage: Eukaryota; Metazoa; Rotifera; Eurotatoria; Philodinida; Philodinidae. The record is from the annotation of a GenBank genome assembly.